AUGGAGGAUUCAAAGCCUGUUGGGACACCUAUGUGCACCUCUACCAAACUAGACAAAGAUGAGGAAGGUAUUAAAGUUGAGGAGAAGAAGUACAGAGAUAUUGAAAUUUUGGAACCACCUCCUGUGGCACCCAAAAAGAAGACUAUAACCCGUAGUGGUAAGGUGAAGCAGACUGCCCAAAGAAAACUGGAUAUCCAAACUGCUGAAUCAUCUGAUGAACAGUUGGAUGGGCAGAACUCUGAAGAGAACAUUGUUGGUAGAAAUGAGGAACCAGAACAGGCUGACCAGGGAGAUAAAACUGUCACAAGAUCCUCUGCCAAAAGAAAGAGGUCCGCUAAGAGGAAGAGCACUCCUCAAUCCAAGAAAAAACAGUCUGCUGAUCCCACUGAUGAUCAGCAGAAUGAAGAGAACACUACUGGGAGUAAGAAACUCCUGAACCUUCCACCAGGAAGUCUCCAAGGACUAGAUCUGAGGCUCAAAAUGAAUCUUCUUGUGCCCCCUAUACCUGAAACAAAUGAAGCUGCUCAUCAGAAAGAACCAAGAACUGAGCCCACAAGGCCAACCACUGGUGAUGAGACUACUCCAGCUUCUAGUUCUCAGCCCAAGGAUAAAGGCAAGGCUCCAGUAACUGAGGAAGCAUCUGAAGAUAGUGAUGAAGAAACUGAGGAAGAAGAGGAUCCUGCACAGUAUCGUCUGGCCAGGAGAAGGCCUGGAUCAUCUAAAAUCACCAUCUAG
This is a messenger RNA of Coffea arabica (coffee), 735 nucleotides long. The record is from RefSeq and is a predicted model, not a curated record. Lineage: Eukaryota; Viridiplantae; Streptophyta; Magnoliopsida; Gentianales; Rubiaceae.